Babjeviella inositovora NRRL Y-12698 is the source of this 303-nucleotide messenger RNA. RefSeq lists its product as uncharacterized. The record is from RefSeq and is a predicted model, not a curated record. The transcript has 3 exons. Bases 1 to 303 code for a protein of 100 amino acids. Lineage: Eukaryota; Fungi; Ascomycota; Pichiomycetes; Serinales.
AUGAUUACGCAGUUGGAGGGAGAAACCGCUGCGGGUCAUGCUGCUCCGUGGUUGCAUAACGACAACUUCAUCGUGGGUAAAAUUGUAACUAAAACGAUUAUCCUAGCCAUCGCCAUUUACGUGCUAAGCACAAUACCCAUAUUAUUUGAAGAUAUUUCAGAUAACGAGGAGAUGAUGUUGAUAGAAAGAACCAGAUGUACCCCAAUUUAUAAUAUUGACCGUCUGUUGACCAAGAGAUUAGUACAGAAAAGACUCGGGUUCAGAGUGCUAAUCCUAUCGUCUGUUGGAAACUGGGUCAUUUAG